AUGCCAGAAGUGCCUUUUAAAGUAAAGGCUCUCUUCGAGUACAAGUCGGAGCAUGAGGACGACUUGAACUUUUCCCCAGGCCAGAUUAUUACCGUCACCGAGAUCGAGGAUGACGAUUGGUACUCAGGAACUUAUGGUUCAAAUAGCGGGAUGUUUCCCAAGAACUUUGUAGAAGUCGUCAGAGCAGAGCCCUCUGUUCCUGUUGUACCUAAACAUCCCGAGCCGGCUAGUGCUCCUGCUCCUGCCGAACCCCACGAGCCCAAGCCAGCUCCUGCUCAAGAGCCAAUUGAGCAGCCCAAAGCAGGGAUAGUUGAGGAAAUGCCAAAAGUACCCAAGCCAGCGAUAUUUCCGGGACCAAAACUGCAAAGAGACGACCCCUAUGCUGUGAAGAAACAGUUUGCCGGCGCAGGCAAGUCUUCCUACGUGCCCCCUGUUAAGCCAAGAGAUCAGUCCAAUCUUGUCGGGCAUGUUCACCACGAUGUGCCUAAGGAUACAGAGAUUGUGAGAGAGCAUGAUUCACGCCCAGAAGAGGAGGAAUCGAACAUGCCAAAAAUGAGCUUAAAAGAUCGUAUUGCCAUGAUCCAGAAGCAACAGCAGGAAGAAGCGGAAAAAGAGGCAGCUGCAUUAAAGCGUAAAGAAGAACGUAAAAAGAAGAUGGAGGAAGAGAAGGAGCGCUUGAAGCACCAGAAAGAGUCGCAGGCUUCUCUUUCUGCAACUAGUACAGGUGCCUCUUUAGACCCCGAGCAUCACGAGAACGAUCUUACUGAAAAUACUUUAGACGCUCAUAACACUGGCUCAGCUCUGUAUAAAUCAUUAGGUGGAGCGGAUGACGUCGACGACAGAGAGGAAGAGGAACAAGAGGAGCGACCUGACGAAGACGGUGAAGAGGACGAAGAGGAAGAGGAGGACGAGGAGGAGCUCAAGAGACGUCGUCUAGUCGAGCGUAUGGCUAAAAUCUCUGGUGGUCGUAAUAUGUUUGGCAUGAUGGGUAUGGCUACACCAUUCGGUGCCCCUGCCCCAAAAACAGGUAAAGUCAAGAAAACGAAGUCUGAAGUACAGAAUGAACAGGAAGAACCAGAGAGCUUCACUCAACCUUUGCAGUCAAGGCUGACUGGCGAUUCUGUACCACAAACAGCUUCCUCUGUACCGCACGCCAUUCCGAUCCCUGGCAUGUCGCAGCCUGGUGCCCUUCCGGUGAAGGUUGGAGACGAAGAAGAAGACUCACAGACUGAAGUCCCAGUUGCAGCCACUAAGCCUUCCAGGGAAGACUCUUCUAUUGCCGAAUCUGAUUACACAGAUGAACAAAACGUGGCUCCUAGAGUUGAUACCCGUGGUUUCGAGCAAAUUGAUGAGAACAAACCGAAAUCUCCAACUUUAGAGCUGUCUGAGAGCGAACCAGAAAAUAUAGAGAGAGAAGACAACAUGGAUCUUGGUCCAAGGUCCACUUUAGAUGGAGAAGUUACCGGGUAUGAGGCAGAUGAGGAUGUUUCGGAUCGCGGCGCUGUUCCUAGAAAUGAUCUCUUAGACAGUGACGUACCAAGCGCUCCGGCCGUACCCACUGCGGUACCUCCAGUCCCCGAGCACUUGCCUCCACGUGAGCCUAAGUCGGUUCCAGCUCCGCAAGUCCCUGCUCCACAGCCGCCUGUUCAACCACCUCCGCCACACACAAGAGCUCCUCCGCUAAUUCCAGGCGCUCCCCCUGUGCCAGGGCAUGAUACUAGGGCACCACCUCCACCUCCACCAGAUGCUCCUAGAGCUCCGCCUCCAAUCCCAACCGAAGCUCCUCUUCCUCCAGUGAAUCGUUCAAAUGCCUCCGAGCCACAAGACCUUCCACGCCCGCCACCAACACCUAAGGAUGCCCUGAUAACUCCGACCUCGAAGGCUCCUCCACCAGUCCCAACUGGACCUCCUCCAAAACAAGACCAAGCCGAAGCUUUUGAGGACUCUUCUGACGAGGAAAGCGAGCUCAGAAACGUGCCAUCCGGUCACCUUGGUGGAACACCGGAUAGAUCAAAGACAUUUGCACACCCACCCCCUGUACCCCAGGUGCCCGUCUCUAGAGCGAAUACCGUUGAUUCUAUUAGACGCACAUCUACAGAUUUGCAGCACAAGAGAAGAUCAUCAGAUUUGACCCGCACCAAGUCCUUGGGUAAGGCCGAGCAAUUGCAGGCUGACUCAUUUUUACCAGUUCUUCAAGACGAGCUUCGAGAUGUAAGCGAAAGCUCGGGUUGGUGGAUCAAGGACGCAGUUCCCGACUGUUUAGAUGCUCAUGUUGGCAUAGACUUCAUUUUCGAAGUCGACCGUCACAAAUUAACUAAGAGAGGAAACAGAGAAGUGAUUGUCAAAGAUUACUAUAUCUUGUUCCAUGACUUAUCGCAGAUUGUUCUCGAGCUUCAGUACGACAGUGAUGAUCCAAGAACUACGCUUAGCGUCAGCAAUGCCUAUGUGAAACCACCGGUGGUUAGCAGAAGGGAUUUACUUGACCGAUACCAUGCUCAGUAUGGUGCUGCUGUGGUCGAUGUGGCGCAAAGUCUUGUGCAUGCGCGAGUGACUAAUGGUUUUGUAAAUGCGGUUUUCAACCAAGUCAACAAGUCCAAUGGGGGCGGGUUGCUCCCACCUAUUGGCAGCAAAUCUUAUGGUGUUACUGUGUACAAGAAUCAAAACGGUUCUACUUCAAAGAACGACGAGGUGAAGCCUGGUGAUAUUUUGUGCAUGAAGAACGCCAAAUUUACUGUCCAUGGCCUUGGUGGACUUAGCAGCAAGUCAGUUGUUUACGGCGACGGCAAUCAAAUCUACAGUGGAGUGGUUAUUGAGGUGGACCACAAAAAAGAAAAGCUCAAGGUACUUGAAUCUGACGAUUCUGGUAACGUGAAAAAGGACUCCAUAAAGCUCAAUGACCUAAAGUCUGGUAGAUUGCGGGUAUUCCGUAUAGUCGACAGGCAAUUCAUUGGUUGGUGA
This is a messenger RNA of Candidozyma auris, 2958 nucleotides long. RefSeq names its product Bbc1p (gene BBC1). Bases 1 to 2958 code for a protein of 985 amino acids. The transcript has a single exon. Gene Ontology annotation, molecular function: protein binding. Lineage: Eukaryota; Fungi; Ascomycota; Pichiomycetes; Serinales; Metschnikowiaceae. The record is from RefSeq and is a predicted model, not a curated record.